GAAAAGGCAGAAAGCGUUUGCUCGCCUUUUUUGUUCUUGCGAAGGAGUUUCAAGAGGAAUCGUGGACAACCGUCUUCUGUAUCCCUUUUUGCUCUUUCUUAUUUGCGUGUGUGGGGGGGGUCUGUUUCCUUUAAAGCCCGAUCCUGAGGAAAUUUUCCAAGUCUUGGAAAACUCAGGACAGAGAAGGCGUAUUUUUUCCUCAAAGGGUGCAUAGUGAGCUAUGGCGUUUACUCCCACAAGAUACAGGGAUGGCCACCAAUGCGGCUGGCUUUAAAAGCCUUGGUUAUUACCUUACCCUCCCUUCUGGUCUGUGAAACCCCAGUCAAGGAUCAGGCCUUCGUACUACAGCACCAGAAAUUUCCCAGAACAUCAUCUGAUGAGAUAUUUCCGAACUGAGUUCUGUAUGUUUGGAGGCCAAUUAUGGCAAAGAGAAAAGAAAGAGGUUUUUCAACACCGGUAUCCAACAAAAGACCUAGACAAGAAUUCAGUGAUUCUGAUGAAGACCCUAGUGAAGAGGAAUGGUCACAGCAACAAAAUGACAGCAGUUGUAACUCCCAAUCGGCAUCGGGAGAAGUUGGAAUAAUUGAAAGUAUCCAGCUGAAGAACUUCAUGUGUCAUUCAAUGCUAGGCCCCUUCAAGUUUGGAUCCAAUGUCAAUUUUAUAGUUGGAAAUAAUGGAAGUGGGAAGAGUGCUGUGUUAACUGCCCUUAUUGUUGGUCUUGGAGGAAAAGCCACAGUGACAAACAGAGGAUCAUCUUUGAAAGUGUUUGUGAAAGAAGGACAGAGUUCUGCAGAUAUUUCAGUAACUCUGCGUAACAGAGGUGAAGAUGCAUUUAAACCACAACAUUAUGGUGACUCUAUCACUGUCAGUCAACACAUAAGCUUGGAAGGGCAUCGUAGUUACAAGCUGAAAAGCAGUACAGGUGUCUUAAUUUCUUCUAAGAAGGAAGAACUUACUGCAAUCUUGGAUCACUUUAAUAUCCAGGUAGAUAAUCCUGUAUCUGUACUCACCCAGGAAAUGAGCAAGCAGUUCUUACAGUCUAAAAAUGAAGGUGACAAAUACAAGUUCUUUAUGAAAGCAACACAGUUGGAGCAGAUGAAAGAAGACUAUUCUUACAUCAUGGAAACCAAAGCAAGAACACAUGAUCAGAUUGAACAAGGAGGAGAGUUUCUUGAACAACUUAGGAAGCACUAUUUGGAGAAGGAGGAUCGUUACAAAAGUAUUGCUUUUGUGAGCGAAAUGCAAAAUGAGCUAAAGAAAUUACAGCAUCAAAUAGCUUGGGCAAUGGUGAGAGACACUGAAAAAGAAAUUAAAACAAUCAGAGAUGAUGUUGGAGCUCAAGAGGCAAGAACUGAGAAAUUUGUUGAAAAAGUGAAAGAAUGGCAGGCUAAGGUAAAGGCUGCAGAAAUAAAACACCAAACUAUGCAAGAGAAACUAGACAAGUGUACUGAAGAAUAUCAAACGUUACAACCUUCAUGUGUUACUUCGAAAACAGAAGUGCAGGCUAAAAAAAAAGCAUACUAUGAUGCAGAGGCAGCACAUAAUCGGUCUCAAACUGAAUUGAAACGCUUGGUGAAAGACCAUGAACAACUUCGCAAAAAAAUUGAAGAACUAAAAAAUAGUGCUGAACAGAUAUCAGAGCCUGAAAAGUUGGAAAAACAGAAAAGAAUUGACAGCUUGAAAGAGCAGAUGAAGAUGUUUCAUGAUCAAGAUGAAUCAACUGGUCAGCAAAUACAGCAGUUUCAACAUGCUGUAGAUACAUACAAGGAAGAUUCUGCAAGGAUUAAGAAGGAAGAACGUGAACUGAACCAAAUGUUGGAUUCUCAGCAACGACAGCUAAAAGAGUUGAAGGAGAGUAAAACAAAUAGACUGAAAAGAUUUGGACAAUAUAUGCCAGACCUUUGUGAAGCAAUUGAAAGGGCUGAUCAACAGAGGCAGUUUAAACACAAACCAAUAGGGCCCCUAGGUGCUUUUAUUCAUCUGAAAGAUGCUGAACUUGCUGUGGCUGUUGAGUCAUGUUUAAAAAACUUGAUUUUGGCAUUUUGCUGUGAUAAUCAUAAAGAUGAAAGAGUUUUACAGACAUUGAUGUCCAAGUUCUGUCAACCUGGUUCUCGGCCUCAAAUCAUAGUUAAUCCUUUUCAAAGUAAUGUUUAUGAUGUAAGGCAAAGAGCUGUUUUUCAUCCUGACUUCCCAUCGGUCUUGACGGCUUUAGACAUUGAUAAUGCAGUAAUAGCCAAUUGUUUAAUUAACAUGAGGGGUAUAGAAACAGUCCUGUUAAUCAAAAGUAAUCAUGAUGCUCGCAGAGUUAUGCAGCAAAACAAGCCUCCAAAAAAUUGUAAAGAAGCUUUCACUGCUGAUGGUGAUCAGGUAUUUGAGAGACGGUAUUAUUCUUGUGAAUAUACCAGACCCAGAUACCUUAGCAGAGAUGUGGAAGCAGACAUAAGUCACUCGGAGAGAGAAGUUGAAAACAAAAAAAAACAACUGUCACUAUUUCAACAACGUAUACGUUCUCUUGAGAAUGAUAUAAGAGAGAAUGAACGCUUCCUCCUUACUCAUCAUCAGUACCAAAAACAAUUACAAGUAAAAAUGAGAAAAACAAAGCUAGAAAUUAUGGAUCUUGAGAAUGUAGAAGAACACCAGUCAGUAGUUGUCUCUACAUUAGAAGAAGAAGCCCAAGAUAACAAGAGAAAAAUGGAAGCUGUUAAGGAGGGUAUACUUCAGCAUCAAAAGAAAAUGGAGGGAAUGAAACAUAUUCUACAAGAGGCAGAACAUAAAUUAGAAGCAGUUAUAGAAAAAAUCCAUCAAGUCACAGAAGAAACUGAACAAGUCCAGGAUGGGCUACGUCCAGCGAAUGAAGAACUAGAAAAAAGUAAUAGCCACUUGAAAUAUUAUGAGGAAAAAGAAAAAGACCAUUUGGAAUCUAUAAAAACACAUAAAAAUAAUCUAACUACAAAAGAGAGAGAAUUAAUGGAAAUGAUUGCUAAGGCAUCAGAAAUUCAUCCAGAGCGAAUAGAAGUUAAUCGAACUUAUAAGAGCCUUGAUACAGAAAUGAAUCGGUUAAGAGAAAAGAUCAAUUCAGAAAGAGACCGUACUGGAGACAGAGAAGAAAUAAUAAGGCAGCUUCAGGAAGCAAAAGAAAAAUAUCAGAAGGCAGAGAGUGAAGUCAAGAGUUUGAAGAAGUUUAUUAAACUAUUGGAUGAGGUGAUGAUUCAGAGAUACAAAACAUAUCUGCAUUUCAGAAGGUUCCUUACUAUGCGAUGCAAAUACUAUUUUAACUCUUUGUUAAGUCAACGAUUAUAUUCUGGAAAAAUAGAAUUUGACCACAAGAAUGAAAAGCUUUCAAUUACUGUCCAGCCUGGGGAGGGAAACAAAGCUGUUCUAGAUGACAUGAAAUCUUUAUCUGGAGGUGAACGUUCCUUCUCUACAGUUUGCUUCAUCCUUUCUCUGUGGUCUAUUGCCGAAUCUCCUUUCAGAUGCUUGGAUGAAUUUGAUGUCUUUAUGGACAUGGUUAACAGAAGAAUCGCAAUGGAUAUGAUGCUUAAGAUGGCAGAUUCUCAGCGUUAUCGGCAGUUUAUUUUGCUUACACCACAGAGUAUGAGUUCCUUGCCUACAAGUCGUCUUAUUCGAAUCCUUCGAAUGCAAGACCCUGAGAGGGGACAGACCACACUGAAUUUCCGUCAUAGAGAAGAUGAAGAUGAAGAAUGAGUGCCUUAAUCACAUACUGUGCACUUUAGCAGCUUGUUGCAUAUUAUAUAUGUAGGCAUUAAAACUGCAGUUCCGCGUAUGCUCAUGUCCUGCUGAAAUCGAAGACACUUAAGUCUUUAAUUACCCAGGUUAUGUCUACAAGAUGCAUGGGUGUAAUUGUGCCUUUUAUUCUUAGUGCAGCUUGCAGUGCUAAACAACAAAACUGCAAUUUAUGUUUCAGAGCUUUUGGUGAUGGAACUGCAGCAGUAAACAUGUUCUCUCCUGUACUAGUUGGGUCCUCUGGACUUCAGUUGCUGUUUUGUUCUUGAAAAUAAUAGAAAAGGUAUUAAUUGGGGAAGCAACAGUCGUGGUUUUAUUAUUUUUAUAGUUCUAUGUUCCAAAAUAAGACAAAUCUUAACGUUUUGAGACAUUAUUUUUACAAUAAAAGCUUUUUCCCCAUAACAGUUGAGAAAUCAAACUCAUGCCCAUAAUUCCUUCCAUAUUUUUCCCCAUCACUGUAAAAUCUUACCCUUUGUUUAAGACAGUUUCUUGCAUAUAGAAUUGAAGGAUUUAUCCAGUCUCUAGUUCAGAUGCAUCAACCAUCUGGUUCUUCUCUGUCAAAGAAAUUUUGCAGUAAAGAUUUCUUAACAAAUUCUCUUCUUGGGAGCUUCAUAAAACAACUCAAUUUUCUAAAUAUUUCACUCAGAUCUGAGAUUUUCGUUAACAACAACAAAACAGUGUCUUGACCUCAUCAAAUUCCUUUUUUUGCAUUAAGGAAAACCAAUCUUAAUUUCUCACCUCACCUAAAUUAAAUAUAUAAUCUGGCAUAACCCCCCCCAAAAAAAUGUUGCACUACCUGUAAAAAGAAUAGAUCAUUCCUACAUAAAAACCUUUGAAGUUUUGAAGAGCACUGUAUAUCUGAAAGUCAAAUUGUCAAAGAAAGAAUAUGCUGAACAGACCAUGAAAGAAGAAAUGGGGAGCGGGGAGGAAACCAAGCCACUGGAUCCUGGUGGGUUGCCAUCAGACUAUUAUAAAAUCUAGCUUUAUAUUUUGACUGUUUGAUUAAUGGAAGAAUUCCUAAAUUGUGAAAGAGAGCUUCAAUUAUGGUAAUUUGGAAGGAAGAAAAGAUUUAUUGUCCCCUUUUUCAGACUCAUUGAGGUUAGCAACUUACCUGAUUUUUUCAUGUACUCAACAAAAUUUUGUUUAGAGGGACAAAUGGCUUUUCAAGAUUCCUGUGUUUAAGGUUUUUAUUCUCUUUCCUGCAUCAUAUAUCUUUUAUUCAUCUGUAUCUUUUAUGAGAUGCUAUACUAAGAGAUGUUCUCUUAGUACCUGCCUUCCAUGUUGAAUCUAAGCUUAAUCUUGUUUUUAUUAAAAUACAACUGCUCAGAUUUCUUUAAUUUACCUUUAUUUCUUGCAACAAAGUUGCACUUAAGUUUCAUGGGUACAUUGUUUUAGGUUUGU
This is a messenger RNA of Rhineura floridana, 5145 nucleotides long. It is a transcript of the gene SMC6, whose product is annotated as structural maintenance of chromosomes 6. The record is from RefSeq and is a predicted model, not a curated record. Bases 421 to 3705 code for a protein of 1094 amino acids. Gene Ontology annotation, cellular component: nucleus; site of double-strand break; Smc5-Smc6 complex. NCBI's taxonomy places the organism in Eukaryota, Metazoa, Chordata, Lepidosauria, Squamata, Rhineuridae. Gene Ontology annotation, molecular function: damaged DNA binding; ATP hydrolysis activity; single-stranded DNA binding. The transcript is spliced from 28 exons. Gene Ontology annotation, biological process: double-strand break repair via homologous recombination.